Molecule: messenger RNA, 1749 nt
Organism: Zeugodacus cucurbitae (melon fly)
Lineage: Eukaryota; Metazoa; Arthropoda; Insecta; Diptera; Tephritidae
Product: novel acetylcholine receptor chaperone
Exons: 4
Coding region: 733-1212 (159 amino acids)
Biological process (GO): chaperone-mediated protein complex assembly; positive regulation of protein localization to cell surface
Cellular component (GO): endoplasmic reticulum
Source: RefSeq, a predicted model, not a curated record
CAAAAGCUAUAAUUUAUAAUAUAAGCAUAUGUGUGUAUGUGUAUGUCAAUCGAUUUACAGGAUGCUGCAGCACUGUCACGAAGAUGACUUCGUUAAAAAACAACCACCACAACAGCAUCUGUCUAUAUAGUCAUCAGCAUUGACGAUAUUACCAUCCACCGCCCUUCGGUAGCGCCAAAAAACCACUUAGCUUCGUUACCAGCAAUUUGCCACUUUUGGCGAGCUACCGACUGGCCGACCGUUUCAGUCAUUUUCGAACAUGAGCGCCGUUGGUUUCAAUAAAAAUAAACGCACCGGUCCGGUUGUUGUCUAAACAAAAAAAAAAAAACAACAAUACAAAUAUAAGUAAAAUAUGUAUUUAAAACACAAAAUAAGAAUAAAGUAAAAAGAGCAUAUAUGAAAUUUUUGUUUGAACAAAAUUUUUGAACGAUUAACACUAAAAAUAGACUAAACGCCUGUCUAUUUAUUACGUGUCUAAGGGAUUUGCAGUGCGGUGCUUUGUGGGAAUAGCAACAUCAAUACAACAGUUUGCACAUACAUACAUAUAUAUCUUUGCAAAAGCAUAUGUAUAAGCAAAAUUUGUGCUAAAAAAAUUGAAAUUAAUGAAUUUGUGACACUUAUAUUUAGUUAACCAAAUUGGAAACUUUAAAAACACUAUUAUAUAGGUAUAUGUGAAUUUGAAAAAAAGAACAAUAGCAUUAUUAAAAAGCAAAUACAUAUAGAAUUCUCAAAAUGCCCGCAUCGAAUACGAUAGUUUUGAAGAGUCUUUCCAUACUGCUCGGAUUAUUCUUCAUUUUUGUUGGAUUACUUAAAUUGACGCCAGCUAUUAGCAAGGAUCUGUUUAAGGACUUGCGAACAGAAUAUGUUAAAUAUGCCAAAGUUUUCCCACUGGCCACUUUGUUUGGCUUGAAAGUACCCUCAAAGUGGUAUCGUCGUACUGUUGGUAUUCUGGAGAUAACUUGCGGUCUGGCUAUGGCACUUAUUCCAUAUCAUAAAGUUAAAAAUGCUGCCAAUGUAACUUUGUUGCUACUGAUGAUUUUGGGUGUCUAUCAACAUUGGAUGGUCAGUGAUCCAUUCGAACGAUCUGGCCCAGCGCUUGUAUUUACAUUCAUGCUUGGUGGACGACUUGUUGUAUGGUAUCAGACAAGUCGGAAAGAUAGUGAACUAGCAGCUGCCGCACAACCACAAACGAACGGAGUGAAACAGGAUUAAGAAGUCAAUGAGAAAUCUUAGAAAUCAGAUAUUCAGAUUCAACACAUUUUAAUAAAAUAUAAACAUAAUUAUCUACGAUAAAAAAAACUACCUUUCGCACAUCACAUCACUUGAUAUCACAUCAGACUUAAGAUAAGCAUACAUAAUAUCAAAUCAAUCAAUUCACAUACAUAAAGUGACAGAGCAUUAAUACUCACUCAUAAGUUCAUAGCCAUAUAUACAUAAGUAAUCUAUAAAUUUUAAACUGAACGUUCAUUAUUUUGUACUUUAAAUUAAUUAACUGAAACCCACUGUAAAUCCGAAAAGUCUACCAUAAUAUGUGCUCAAAACCAAUUUCGAUAAACACAAAUACAUAAACAUAAUUAUCAUAUUGUGGAAAUUUUUUAACUGCACGAUAUAAUGAACAUUAAAAUAAAUCAAUUCAUAAAUGUCAUGUAGUAGAACUCCAUUUAUUAUUACAACUUUUACUUUUAUUUUUUCAAAUGAUAUGGAAUCGCACACAAUUUUAAUAAAAUGUUUAAACAGAAAAGCAUUUCA